This is a messenger RNA of Macroventuria anomochaeta, 880 nucleotides long. RefSeq lists its product as uncharacterized. NCBI's taxonomy places the organism in Eukaryota, Fungi, Ascomycota, Dothideomycetes, Pleosporales, Didymellaceae. The transcript is spliced from 2 exons. The record is from RefSeq and is a predicted model, not a curated record. The coding region runs from base 241 to 735 and encodes 164 amino acids.
UAUCCAAGUUCGAUCAAAGGGCGGCUACUGUGUCUACGGACCAAUACCUUUCCACACGCGUGGACCAUGUUGUCGUGGCCACACCGUCGACGUACCUACAUUGAUGGCCAUAAGCCACGAAAUGCACAAGAGCAACACAUCCGUCCGUCAAAGUAAGACUGUAGUCGGAAGCUUCAGACGCUGCUUCUCGCAGGUGGCUGUCACUGUAUAUAUAUAUGUGCAGGCCACGGACUUGACACAAUGUUUACAGAACACACACGUAUACUCGAUUUCGGGCUUCUCACAAUUCAUUUCGACCAUGCCAGGAUUGCAGAGCAGCCAGGUGAAAAGAGAGCCAGCACGGACAUUUCAAUGCUCGUAGUGGGAGCUGGAAUCGGAGGACUCACCUUCGCCAUCGAUACCUCUCGCAAGGGUCAUGAUGUGCGUGUAAUCGAAUGUUCACCCGAGGGACAAUACUCUGGAGAGAUCAUUAUGAUCAUGAAUCCAGCUCUUCAUACUUCCAAGAAGUGGCCUGGCGUCAUGGAGCGCGCCAGAGCAGCAGCAUACUCUUCCAUAUUCGAAUUGCGCAAAUUCGAUGGCACGCCCAUCGAAACCCACGCACCCGGUGACGCAAAGAACCCAUCUUUGGGCAUCUACCGAAGGAAAACGGCACAACCUUCUUUACACCUACGCCAAGGAUCUCGGCAUACCCAUCACCUUCGGAGCUCGAGCAACAGAAUUCUUCGAGACCCCUGAUCUCGGUGGCGUGACCCUCGAAAAUGGGGACCAGCUCACGACAGACGUCGUUGCAGCUGACAGGGUCGGCUCAAAGUCACGUGCCAUCAUUGAUGGCAACAGUGACGCACCGAUCAGUCCAGGCUUCAUCAUGUACCGCGUUUCA